AGUUGCACAUCGGUCGCGCUCGCCCAUAGAUGCGUGCCGCGUUUUUACUAUUACUCUUGUCGACGUUCCACACGUUGAUUCAUUAGUUUUCGGCACAAGAAAACCAAGUGAAAUAUACAUAAGUUAAGUGUGGACACAAGUUGUGAGUGUAUUCGUAUUUUUGAAUUCAGCCAACACGUCUUAAAUAUAUUUUGAACGUUUAGUAGCAGUAGCAAGGAAGGCAACAGUAUCGGUAAUGCCACAGCUUCUUAUCAGAGAGAGGAAGAUGGUGCAGCUGUCGCCAUGAAUCGGGAGAACGUUUCAACUAAGAUCGCAGCUGGCAUGGAUCGAUGGCAGAAUACACUAGAAGAAAUGAUUCAUUUGCGUUCUUCGAAUAACCAAGCUUUUAAAGAUAACUAUUGGGCACAAAACGGCUUCGACGAACUUCGUCGUUAUGUCAAACAAGGGAGUGACUUCAGCAAAGAAUUGGCGGCAAUACUUCAAGAAAGGGUUGAAGCGGAGAAUUACUACUCCAAAUGUCUCGCGAAACUUGGCACGAAGUUAAGCAAAGCAUGUAAAGAGAGCGUUGGUUCCUGUGCAGAUGCGUGGAAACACGUCGCUAUAGAAAUGGAAAAACGAUCGGAAAUCCAUAGAAACUACUCCAGUGCCUUGGCUGAAGAGUUAGUGAAACCAAUGAAAAACAUUAUCGAUAAUCAACUUAAAUUGAGAAAAAAGAUCGAGGGAAAUGUGGACAAAACGACGCGGGCUCUUACUGAUUGGAGAACAGCCGAAGCGAAGUCAAAACGCCAAUCACACGCAGCGGCGAGGGAGAACGAAAAAUUGCAAGACGCCGUUUUGGAUAUUAGCCGCAUGUCACGUAGUUCAAGCGUUGGACAUAUUCCACACUCGAUCCUGAGUACGGCCCGAGCGGAACGAUUAGCUAACUCCACAAGUGAGCGAGACGCUGCAAAACUACAAGUUAAGAAGAGGAAGACUGAAGACGCUGUUAAAAAGACUGAAGUUGAGUAUUAUAAUGUCUGCGUUCAAGCGGAACGGGCGCGAUUAGAAUGGGAGACAAGCGUUGUGAAAGGUGCGGGGAUGCUAGAAUCUCUCGAGGAAGAGAGACUCGCUCAGUUGAAGAGCUCAGCGGAUUGCUAUUUAAGGUUGACGGCGGCGGUGCCGCCCCAACUAGCGGAGGUAACAAAUGCAUUAGUAAGUCCCAUUAAAAACGCGAACGCUAACGUUGAUAUGCGAGUCGUUCGCGGCGUGAGAUCGUCGCCGACCGGAGCGAGCGAACAACUUUUGCCCGACUUCUACUGCGAACAUACGACUCUCGCAAUGAACAGGGAACGCCGUAAGCAAGCUUUAUUAAAAAUUUUACAAUUAGUAAAACAAGAUAUAGAUCGAGAGCGCAAGUCCAAGCAGGGAUUGGAGAAACUCUCAAUGGCUAUGAAACAAACACCAACAUUUGGUAAUGAUGAUUCUCAACAGAAUGUAGCUGACAAACUUUAUCACAUGAGGUCGAUGCUAACAUAUUUAGAAGCGGUUCGGUAUAAAAUAUCAGCUAGUCUAAGUGAACUCGACAACAGGUCUCCAGUGCAACAUCCCCUCGCCACCCAUAUACAAAUUAUUAGAGACAAACAAGGACUUCAGCAGAGCAUCCUUAAAGUGCCUCCAUGGCUUCAAGAAGACUAUCAAAAUGAGGUGAACAAAAAUCUACAACCCAACUAUACGGCUUUGACGAAAAGCGUUAACGGUGGAGAAGAACGGGAGAGGCGCGACUCCAUCAUGAGCAGAGCGUCGAGUAAACUUCGCAUAGAGCAUUUAUCGUUUAAAAAGAACACAGAGAAUAAGAUUGCGUCGGUCUGUGCAGAAUUACCAACUCCUCCAUUGAAAAGUAUGGCACCGCAAGUAACGCCGCCGCCAGAAAGCCCGUUGGAUUGGAGUGAACGCGGUGCUGGAGAUGGACUGUCCAAUCAACAUGACAGCGACUUUGAUGAAUUUUCAUCACAGAGCGAUAGCUCAACUGACUUGACUGAUAUUGGAAAGAGUGACAGUAACGGGGAAGCAGCGCAAAAGUUUAUAGGUAGAUGUCGCGCUCUCUACUCCUAUGAAGCGAGGCUGGACGAUGAAUUAACUCUAUCACCAGGUGAUAUUAUAAAUAUCCACGAAAAACAAGACGAUGUUUGGUGGACGGGGGACCUCAACGGGUGCUACGGCAUAUUUCCAUCCUCGUAUGUCGAAGAAAUCACUACUUGUAUAUGAUGUUAAGGUCACGGCACAUUUUUGUUGCUUGAAAACUUGAUAAAGCAUCUCUAGGGCCUUUUUCAAUUUCACGUGUAAAAGGCGUUUUGUAGAGAUUGGAUUACUCUUGAUCGCUUCAAUGUUAUUACUUUACCAAAAAUUAAAUAUUUCAGUGUUAUAUCAUGGGGCCAUUAAUAAAAUACGUUCGCAGACACGUGUUACUUAGCGAGAUGAUAACAUGUGACUAGUGAGCAUGGGAAUCUAAAGAAACGAAUUGUUCGCAGUCCAUUAUUUAUUUUUUCAUCUUGUUGGUUUUUACAUCUUAUUUUACGAAAGUAAGUCAUUCUUUCUUUAAUUUAUUUAUUUAUGUGAACACAAUAGCCAUUACUUGUUACGAUAAAUACUUACUGAUGUUGGUUAUGGCACUGAUAGUAGUCUCAGGGCUAUCAAACCUGUGUUAUUUUAUUAAAGCUAGGUUUGUUUAAAUGUGUACUAUUGUAGGUAAGAACGAAUGGGUAUAAACUGAGUGUCAGUUAUUAAAAACAGGUAACAGUUAGUAAAGGUAUAAAACUGUUGUUCUAGUGCGUUAAAAUACGAGUCGUAUUAGUUUUUUUUUUUCAUUUAUGUUUAACAUGACAGUUUCAAAUACAAUUUGCUAUUGCCAGUUGCUUUUAAGGUCGGUAAAAAAAUUUGGUCAACUAUGCUAAGGUAUUAAAGCGAAUUUUAUGUGUUGUUGUGUGAAUAUUAUGUGUUCGGGCAGCUAUUCAGCAAUAUUUGGCAAACAGCCAUUCCGAUUCGAAGAGUGUAAUAUUCCCCCAGACACGAUGAAAAAUCCGAGUGAGAACAUUAGUUAUAUUAAUUAGGUAGUGUGUAUAUAUGUCUGUCCCUUUUUGUCAGAAGAGUCUGUGUUUAAAUACAUUGUGUAAGACUCGAGCAAAGGAGGUUUGAUCUCCGCCAGUAUGAAUGAAAUUGUUAACGUAAUUGCAACUGUUAAUUUACCACGCAUUCAGCGGUGAACGUUCGAAGUCUGAAGAAUAAUAUAUUGCGACGACAACCGGAGCAUUGUAACUGACUCAGAAAUUAGAAGGAGCCUGUGACGCUUACAAAAUAGUAAUAUACCUAUAACUUUAAACUAGACUUGCAACGAAUAUUCGGCUAUUAUUCGGUAUUCGGUCUAUUCGGCUACUUUUAUCCUAAAUAUCGGCCGAAUACCGAAUACUUAAGUAAGAUUUUAUUGUAAUCAGAUAAUUGGUAAAAUGAAAAUAUUUAUUUAUUUGAUUAUUUUUUUUUGUAAUUAUUAAGGUAGUCUUAUUAAAAACAGAACUAUCAGACAUAUGUCUAUGCACUCGACUUAUCGUAAUUAAAGUGGAAGAUAAUGGUGCAAAAGUCCAAAUCUCAACUUCAGCGAAAAGACGAUCUGAAGAAUAAACACUACAUCCAUCCUGGCCGAAUACUUUUGCUUAAUAUUCGGCUAUUCGGCCAGGAAGUCUGCAGAAUAUUCGGUAUUAGGCGUAUGGCCGAAUAUACUAUUCGUUGCAAGUCACUUUAAAGUAACAAAUAUUUUAAAUCAUGAAUAUUUGUAUGCUAUUAUUAAUCGCAAAAGGUCACUUAUAGACGGUUAGGGAGAAGUAACUUGUGUGACGUGUGUGACGUUAUUUAUAUUUUAUGGCAGUUGCUUGUCACUCUUUGUGACGAACCGAGAGUGGCAUAUGUGGCAAAAAAAGGCUUUAUGACGUAUUUUAUGAAUGGCCCUAAACAAAUAUUGAAAAGUGUAAUAUAAUUUAGAAAAUGUACCGCACAAACAAUAAUAUGUUAGAUAUGGACAUGUAAAGUUUUAUGUAAUAUGUAAGUUGGAAAUUAAAGUUUGAAAUGAUGUUAAUUGUUUGUAAAUUUUAGCAUUAAGCGCAUAAUCAAAUUUUAAUGUAAAUGCAAUUAGUUUGUUAAAUAUAAAUUAUUACCUACACUGAAAGAUGAAACCAAAGUAUUGUAAGUAAUAAAUAAAUCAUAUAACUAUUU
This is a messenger RNA of Parnassius mnemosyne (clouded apollo), 4239 nucleotides long. The record is from the annotation of a GenBank genome assembly. Lineage: Eukaryota; Metazoa; Arthropoda; Insecta; Lepidoptera; Papilionidae.